AUGUUAGGAGAGGGCCGAGAGGAGGCCGCUAGGCUAUAUGUCCCCCCAUUGCUUGAUGAUGACGAACGUCUUAACGAUCCCGACGCUUCCGAAGAUUUACCGCCGCCUGAUGUUGAGGCAGGCAGCGCGCUUCCCGUCUGGCUGCGCGAGUCAUCAAAGUCAUUUCGCUGGGGAUGGGUACCGCUACCUCUCCGAAAGGUCGGUCGCGCGACCGCCAAUUGGGUUAAGGGUCCCGAUCCGCCGCAUAUGCUUUUGUUGAAGCCGCUGUUUCCGCGAGUUCAAGAGCUUCCAGUCCAAUAUUUUGACCAUCUAUUUCCCAAGCGCAAAUUUAAGACAGUACUCUUAUUGCUGCUCUAUAUAUCUUGGUUCUUGCCUUGGUUCUUGGUUUUAUUACACUCACGCUCUUCCGGUUACAUCGAAGGAUAUGGCCAGCCUCAGACGCUGUCCUGCUCAACGAACUUCUGGGAAUUUGAAAAUGGAUGUGGUAUUAACGGAAAUGACUGCCGUCCAUUUUCUUCUUCAACUAUCCCCUUUCGGUGUCCUGCGAAUUGCCGUGAUACCAAAUUAUUAGAGCCCCACGUUGUGGGAAAUCAUACAUACAACUACCAAGGCCUAGUCAUUGGUGGACCUAAGCCAGAUUCCUCUGACCCGGCACUUUACCGUGCGGAUAGCUUUAUCUGCCAGGCAGCAAUCCAUGUCGGUGCAAUCUCGAACGAUGGCGGCUGCGGUGUUGUUAAACUUGAGGGCGCAGCUCACUCUUUCCCAUCAGUCAAGCAAUAUGGAAUUCUCUCUGCCGGCUUCCCAUCGACUUUCCCGAAGGCUUUCAGCUUCGUCCAGCUAUCCUCGCCGCAAGCCAGCUGCCCACCAGAUCCACGCUGGACACUCCUUGGAAUCACCGCUGCUGCCGUUGGUCUCCUGUGGCUCUUUUGUACAUCACCACCUGUACUCUUUUUCAGUACAUUCUUCAUGGUGUUCUGUCAUACAGGACUUGUUGGAGACCCGCCCUCGUAUCCUCUCUUGACCGACCUCGUCUCCAGUCUUUUAUCACGACUACUGCCUGCAUCGUUUGUCGUUUACGUUCUCUACAAGUUCUGUGCAGCGCCGCUUUUGGCGCCACUGUCCUCGCCUAUCUACCAGCUUUCAAAGUUGUUCCUUUUCCUACCUCCGCUUUUUAUUGGAGCCUUGAACAACUAUACCUUUGCGCGCUUGAUUCCCUUGCAGCGUUUGACACCGAUGGACAUUCAGAAACAACCCGGGGCAAAGGUGGCAUUGGCCUUUGUCAUCCCCAUUGUGAUUUCGGUUAUCUUAAGCCAGGCGUGGCAAAUUCGCCAGGCAGGUUUGCUCCCACGGUAUUUGAAAAUAUACUGUACCAUGGGGCUCAUCAUCUUGGUAUUGCUUCCCCUCCCUGGUCUUCGUCUUCGAAUUCAUCAUUAUAUCCUCGCCAUCCUCCUCAUGCCGGGCACCGCCUUCCCCACUCGGCCGUCGCUUAUCUACCAGGGUCUACUUCUGGGUCUAUUCAUUAAUGGAGUUGCGCGGUGGGGCUUCGCCUCGAUCAUCGAGACACCGGCAGCUCUAGGAGAGCAAGCACCGCUCGGGGAUGGAAUCCAUGGCUGGUGGGGUGCUACCUAUCCAAAUAUCACGACCGCAUCCGUGAAUAUCUCGCUCCCAGAGCCGGGAUCGAAACACACUUAUCGCGGAAAUGGCAAUAUCACCUUCUCUCUGUGGGAACACGAGCGUAUGGCAGAUCUAGCGGUAGACGGUGUAUCGGUUCUUCUCAACGACGUAGAGCGCUGGCGCGGUUACCUCGAUGAAGAUAAGAACGGAGAAUUCACCUGGCAUCGCCAUGGUCAUGAUGGCCUGGAAUUACAGACAAACCCCCGUCUGGUCAAUCGUGAUUUGGACACUAACAUUGAUACCAAAUCGGUUUCUGAUAGUGACUCUGAUGAUAAACCCGAAGAUCUAUUUUUCCGAUUCGCAUUUUUGAGAGGCUCCGAGGCUGGCGUCUACAGCCCGACAGGAGUCUGGCUGAGCGAUGGCAUGUGGUGGCCCCCGGCGCCUCCGAAGAAAUAG
Molecule: messenger RNA, 2070 nt
Organism: Penicillium griseofulvum
Lineage: Eukaryota; Fungi; Ascomycota; Eurotiomycetes; Eurotiales; Aspergillaceae
Product: LCCL domain-containing protein
Exons: 2
Coding region: 1-2070 (689 amino acids)
Source: RefSeq, a predicted model, not a curated record